AGAGGCCAUCUGGCGACGUUGGACAAGUGGCAUUUCCAAAAUACCAAAAAAAUGAGAUCACAAACUUAACCCUAGCUCACACUGUUCAUUGCGGUGCUGUUAAAGGCGAAGGAGGGGAGUUUGAUGGCCCCGUUUAACGACUACAUUACAGUAAACGGUUUAUGGAGCUCAGUGCUGCACCUGACACGCUGGGUCAUUGAUAUGGAUGCAUUGAUGGAUCAAUGACAAACAAUUGCAGGGUAAUAGAAGGAUAGAUAGCGAUCAAUAUGUUGAUGGGGUAUGGAAAUCAAUAUAUAGAUUGAUCAAUUCGGUCGCAUGAGUACACUCAAUAAAUGACUACAUAAUGAAUCUCCAUAAUACACAGCAGGUAACUAGCAAGGUGUGAUUGCACCAAAUUGAAGAAUACCAUUGUCCUCUUUGUUCUUCCGUGCUGUCAAUCAUAUUACAAAAAAAUAUUAAUAAUUUAUAACUGUAUUGAAGAAUGCAGCCAUUCAUUCAUUCUCUCUCAAAGGGGCUCUGUGUGACAGGAGACAUCUCUCAGGGGUGCGGUCUACAUGCAAGGAGGAGCUCCCGCGCUUGCAUCCUCUUCAUCAUCUCGUCCCAGUCAUUCUGCAGCCAUGUCGGACUCGGAGGACAUGACGGAGUUCGCCAGCAUCGUGGAGCGCAUCGAGCGCGGCGAGGUGCCCAUCAAGAAUAUUGAGCGUGAGCUGAUCUGCCCCAUCUGCAAGGAGCUCUUCACACACCCGCUCAUCCUCCCAUGCCAGCACAGCGUUUGUCACAAAUGCGUCCGGGAGCUGCUCAUGCUCAACUAUGACGACUCCUUGGACGGUGGCUCCGAGUGCUCGUUGCCGGGCAGCCCCAGGUCCCGCGUGCCAUCGCCCUCCAUGGAGAGGCUGGACAAGCUCGUACGAUCAGCCUCAGUGCGAAGGUCGCUCGGAAGUCGAGGUAGACGCGGCCUCCGGCUCUUGAGUUACUGUAGUAGUCCUCGGAAACGAAGCGGAAAUACUGAGAUAAAUCCAGCACUCCUCACUUCUCCCCAAAAACGUUCCAUUUCAUCCCCGGGCUGGCGCCGAGGGUCUGUGACACCUCGGGUCACCACCAUCGCCUGCCCGGGCUGCCAGCACGACAUCGACCUAGGCGAGCGCGGUAUCAGCAUGCUGUUCCGCAACUUCACUCUGGAGAGCAUCGUGGAGCGCUACCGGCAGGCGGCCCGCGCCGCCGUCGCCAUCAUGUGCAACAUCUGCAAGCCGCCGCAGCAGCAGCAAGAGGCCACCAAGAGCUGCAUGGACUGCAAGGCCAGCUACUGCAACGAGUGCUUCAAGAUGCACCACCCCUGGGGCACGCCCAGGGCCCAGCACGAGUAUGUGGGACCCACCACCAACUUUAGACCCAAGGUGCUGAUGUGUCCCGAGCACGAGAUGGAGAAGGUGAACAUGUACUGCGAGGCGUGCCGACGGCCCGUGUGCCACCUGUGCAAGCUCGGAGGCAGCCACGCCAACCACAGGGUCACAUCCAUGAGCAACGCCUACAAGAUUCUCAAGGAGAAGCUGGCCAAGAGUAUCCAUUACCUCAUCAGCAAAGAGGACCAAGUCAGAGCUCAAAUUACCGGACUGGAGCAUCUCAUCAGUCAGACAGAGGAAAAUGGGCAGCUAGCAGAGCGUCAGGCCAACGAGCACUUUGAAUGCCUGUUUGAGACCCUGCAGGAGAGAAAAUCGGAAAUGCUCAAAUCCAUCGAGCAGUCACGAAGCAGGCGCAUGGGACAGCUCAAAUCCCAGAUGGAGGAGUACCAGGGCAUGCUGGAGAACAGUGGCCUGGUGGGCUAUGCUCAGGAAGUCCUCAAAGAGACCGACCAGUCUUGCUUUGUGCAGACUGCCAAGCAGCUGCAUGUCAGAAUCCAGAAGGCCACAGAGUCUCUAAGGACUUUCCACCCAUCAGCUGACUCCUGUUUUGAUGAGUUUGUGCUGGACACGUCAAGAGAAGAGACCCUCCUCAAAGAGCUGUGCUUUGGCGGAGUUCCGGACCCACCCAUGAUUGACCUGUCCAAGAGCCGAGUCUAUAAUGAGGCCACCAUCUUCUGGAAGCUGUCUGACGACCACCAACCCACAGACCAGCACGUGUUAGAGUACCGCAAAUUGGCUGACCCGAGGCGGUCGCUGUCCCAAGAGGAUAUUGAGGAUUGCGCCUGGCAAGCGAUGGAGCACCUGCACGGUCCCAGCACCACAGUGUGCGGCCUGGACCCCGACAGCCUGUACGCAUUCAGGGUGCGCACCUGCCGGAACUCGGUGUUCAGCCCUUAUAGCCCUGAGGUCACCUUCCAUACACCCCCUGCACCUGCCUUCGACUUCCUGUUCAAUGACAAGUGUGGCUUCUGCAUGGAGCGCCUGGUCCUCAACAAAAGGCGGGAUGCAGUGGAGAGUGUGGCCGGCGUGGCCUUCCUGCUCGCUGCUGACCGCGUGCAGACGGGCAGCUACGUCAGCCUGGACUACAUUAUUGGCGACACGGGCAUCUCUCAGGGAAGACACUACUGGGCCUUCAAAGUAGAGCCGCAGUCCUACUUGGUCAAAGUGGGCGUGGCCUCGGACACAAAGCUGCUGGAAUGGUUUCACAACCCGAGGGACACUAGCAGCCCGAGGUACGACCACGACAGCGGCCACGACAGCGGCAGUGAGGACGCUUGCUAUGAGCUCUCGCAGCCCUUCACCCUCCUCACUGUGGGCAUGGGCAAGCUCUUUAUCCCCAAGGCGUCGCCCUCAUCUUCAUCUGCCACUGCCGCCACCUCCUCGGGCGACCCGGGUAACCGCACGCUGCCCAUGCCGCAGCGCCUGGGCGUGUGUCUGGAUUACGACGCCAGCCGCGUGUACUUCUACGACGCCGACAGCAUGCGCUGCCUCUACGAGAGGCAAGUAGACUGCUCGGGGAUCAUGUACCCGGCGUUCGGCCUCAUGGGCGGCGGCAAGGUCCAACUGGAGGAGUUUGUCACCGCCAAGAGGCUCACCUUCUGAGUGCGACUGGCCGUGGUCAGCUCUCUAUUUGCACCUUUUGGCAAGUGUACUUUAGCAUGGUAUGUGGUAGGAAGGUUGAGGCGGCUUCAAUCAGGGUCUUUGGUCCAAAUAGUUUUUUUUUUUCCCCCGUCAG
Messenger RNA from Syngnathus typhle (broad-nosed pipefish), 3135 nucleotides. RefSeq names its product tripartite motif containing 36 (gene trim36). The coding region runs from base 555 to 3002 and encodes 815 amino acids. The record is from RefSeq and is a predicted model, not a curated record. Gene Ontology annotation, molecular function: zinc ion binding; protein binding. The transcript is spliced from 16 exons. Lineage: Eukaryota; Metazoa; Chordata; Actinopteri; Syngnathiformes; Syngnathidae.